Molecule: messenger RNA, 2530 nt
Organism: Amphiprion ocellaris (clown anemonefish)
Lineage: Eukaryota; Metazoa; Chordata; Actinopteri; Pomacentridae
Gene: rangap1a
Product: RAN GTPase activating protein 1a
Exons: 16
Coding region: 111-1781 (556 amino acids)
Biological process (GO): signal transduction; activation of GTPase activity; nucleocytoplasmic transport
Cellular component (GO): perinuclear region of cytoplasm; nucleus; cytosol
Molecular function (GO): small GTPase binding; GTPase activator activity
Source: RefSeq, a predicted model, not a curated record
UAGUCUAGUCGCGUAGUGUUCUGGAUUCGGUUUUGAACGACGGCGACGGGCGGGAGUGUGUCUGUAGACUGGACUGGACUCAAUCAGCACAGCAGUGUUGUGGUGCCACAAUGGCGACAGACAUUGUUGCGCAGUUGGCCGACUCUCUGGCCAAAACUGGAGUUGAGGAUGGGGAGCUGAGUUACAAAGGGCAGGGAAGAAAGCUGAAUGAUGCCCAAUCAGUGGAGGAGAUCGUGAAGGAGAUUCAGGACUUUGAGGGUUUACAUGCUCUGAGAUUGGAAGGUAACACUGUUGGUGUGGAAGCAGCACAAGCCAUCGCUAAGGCCUUGGAGACAAAGAGCGAGUUCAAGCGCUGUUAUUGGAGUGAUAUGUUCACAGGUCGCCUGCGAUCUGAGAUACCACCUGCCCUGAAUGCGCUGGGUGAUGCUGUGAUGCUGGCAGGUGCCAGGCUUACUGUCAUAGACCUCAGUGACAACGCCUUUGGACCAGAUGGGGUGAGGGGCAUCGAGAAGUUGCUCAAGAGUACUGCCUGCUACACGUUGGAGGAGUUACGGCUCAACAACUGCGGCAUGGGCAUUGGUGGUGGCAAAAUCUUGGCAGCUUCAUUGAUGCAGUGCCAUAAAAAAUCCAGCUCAGACGGCGCCCCACUCAGCCUGAAGGUGUUCAUCGCAGGAAGGAACCGAUUGGAAAAUGAUGGGGCCACUGCUCUCGCUCAAGCCUUCCAGUUAAUGGGCAGCCUAGAGGAGGUUCAUAUGCCCCAGAAUGGCAUCAAUCACGCCGGUGUGACGGCUCUGGCCACAGCCAUGCAACACAACGCAGGACUUAAAAUUCUCAACCUCAAUGACAACACCUUUACUGAGAAGGGGGCUAUCGCCAUGGCUCAGGCCCUGAAACACCUCCACAACAUCCAGGUCAUAAACUUUGGUGACUGUCUGGUACGCCCAGCAGGAGCCAAAGCUAUUGCAGAAACUGUGUCAGAGGGGCUACCAAUCCUCAAGGAACUUAAUCUGUCGUACGGCGAGAUCACAGAGGAAGCCGCUCUGGCCGUGGCACAGGCCGUAAAAAACAAGAACCAGCUGGAGAAACUGGAUCUAAAUGGUAACUGUCUAGGAGAGGAUGGUUGCAAAGCUUUGAAAGACAUAAUGGAAGGCAUGAACAUGGCCCAGCUUCUGGGAUCACUCAGUGAUGAUGAGGGUGAGCCAGAAGAUGAUGACGACGAUGACGAAGAAGAUGAUGAGGAGGAGGAAGAAGACGACGACGAAGAUGAGGAAGACGUGGAUGAGGAGGAAAUAGAAGAGGAGGAGGAAGAGGAAGAGGAGGAAGAAGAAAGCAGCGGCAACAAGCUGUCCACCCCUGUAUCAGCAGCCCGACCGCCAGACGUCUCUUCCUUCCUCAGCUUUCCGUCCCCCGACAAACUGCUCAAGCUUGGGGCGAAGAGAGCGUUGCUGAUGGAGCAGCAGGUGGAUGUGACAGAUGCUACAAAAACAGCCGAAGCCUUCCUCAAGAUCGCCUCUGUGUACAAGGAGGAGAAUAAUGACGUUAAGAAUGCAGUGUUGGAGACUAUUGAUGCCGUUCUAAGGAAAGCAUUCACCACUCCUUCCUUCCAAGGCUACAGCUUUGUGUCUUCUUUGUUAGUGCUGCUUGGACUUAUUAAGAGCGAGGACAAGGUCAAGCCUGUGCUCGUGGUUCCCGGCCACCUCCAUGCCUUGGAGCACGUCGUUCGGCAGGACUACUUCCCCAAAGAGAGCGUGGCUGUGCUGGAAGCCUUCAUGUCCCGGUAAGGACGUGAUAGAAUGAGCCAAUCAGCAGACAGCAUCCAGGAACAACAAGGCCCUGGAGUUAUGUGGUUACACCAGAAAUAUCCUCCAGUCGACGCUGCAGAGAAUCAGAUCUGAGAGCUGAGGACUGUGGACACAUAGACUGAACUCUGACAGAUCACUGAUGGACCUCUGGAAAGCAGCACACAAACCCAAAUCUGAAGCAAGUUAAACAGAGCGGCAGCUUGAGAAAAACUGUCUUCUCUCAGGCUCACUCUGCUGUGCCGCUGCUGUUCAUACCUUUUCCUGGACUUUUGGACUUCACUUGAAUGCUUUGUGGUUGAAGUAGAAAAUGCUCUUAUGGUGUGAACUAGUUGAAGCCUUUUAAUUACACUCUUUUAAUCACAGGAAAGCACUGACAACCUGGGGUUCACCCCGUCUGUAUUCUGGCGGCUAAGAAAAGAUCUCACUCUCCUGGUUAGUGUCACCUGACUGCCUGGAGCACACAUUACACCUGGGUGCAAACUAGAAAAACUCUAACCAGGAAUAAUCUGGACUUGAAACCGUUAUUGUGCUUUUUCUAUUUAAUAUUCUCUUGUUUUAUAUUGAAUGUUUAUUAAGUUCACAAAUAUGGUCAAUGAAUGAUGUUCAAAUAAAAAUAUCUGACAGAUAAAUAAGACUUUAAAAUAGAACAAUAGAAGGGAUUGAAUGAAUUGAAAUGUAUUUUCUGCUUUAAUGAUUUGUGUUGGGAAAAUAAAGUUCAUUUGAGUGUU